AUGGCCCAGCACACCAAAAACAACGAUGAAUUCUGGUCUUCGAUUAAACAUUUGCAAGCUGGUAACAAUAAAAUAAACGAGGACCUGGCACAAUUCAGGGUCGAUCUGUCUAUUCUUCAGGAGAAAUUUCGCAAACUCAAGAGAGACACUGAGCAGAAGACAGCUAUACUGCAGCAGAAGAUAACUCUAUUUGAAGCUCGCCAGUACGUCACCCUUGAUGAGUUCAAUGCGCGUACCGAGAGACAGCUACGGGAGAUUCCUUCCUUGGUCGAAUCAGUGGUAAGAGAAGCGGUGAAGCGGAUACGGGCAGAGAAGUCGGUCAACGCCGAUGACACCCUCAACAAGCUAGGACCAGCUGCAUCAUCCCUCCCUAAACACCCUAUCCAGCUCAUACGCAACCCGCCAACUUACCAUGGGAAUGAUCUCAGUAGGUUCCGCCCGUGGUGGUCAAGAGUCACGGCGUUCAUGCAUUCCUAUGCCGAACGCUUCCCAUCUGACAAGUUCAAGAUUGGCUGGGUGGGCUCUUUAUUAUCGGAUAGCGCCCAGAUGUGGCAUCAUUGCAGGAAGAAACAGAUGGAUCAGCUGGGCAUAACGGACUCUUGGGAUUCCUACUCGGCGGCCCUGCAGGCACGAUUUAAAGACACCAAGGAGGCGUCAAGGAACUACAAACGCAUGAGAGAACUCCAGUACCAGGGAGACACGGCGAAAUAUCUCGACGAGCUUCUAUAUCUUAACGAGUCAGUGCGUUGGUCAGGCAUCUCGCUACAGACGCAUAUCAAGCAAACGUUGCCUCACGAGAUCACCUAUUUGGUGUAUACGAGGCGGGGAAAGAUGCCUAAGACGGAUGAGGAUUUUCUAGACGCGAUAUCAGAAGCCGGUCGAAUAUACGAGAGCAUGUUGUCAUCUCUUGACCUCGCGGGUAAUCGCUCCGGUGAAACUGGGGAAAAGGGGCGCCGACUUCGUCGUCGCCGCGCGCGAAGACGGAACCCCCGAAAGGCCAACGAAUGA
Molecule: messenger RNA, 1008 nt
Organism: Metarhizium robertsii ARSEF 23
Lineage: Eukaryota; Fungi; Ascomycota; Sordariomycetes; Hypocreales; Clavicipitaceae
Product: FAD-binding protein
Exons: 1
Coding region: 1-1008 (335 amino acids)
Source: RefSeq, a predicted model, not a curated record